UACCGAGUAGUAAUUUGGUAUUCAUAAUCUCAGUUUAUUGUUAAUAACUUGUACAUUUCUGUAGUCUAGUGAACAAAGUACCUUUUGUAUAUUGGCUAGUGAAUAAUGAUUUAGAUCGCGGCGUGUUGUGUUGUGGCUUGUGAGAUAAAAUGGUAAAAAAUAAUAUGAUUUUGAAAAUGUUUUUGGAUCUGAUCGCUUUAAUAAUAAUUUCGUUUCCGCUGCUUGCGAUAAAGCUGUGGGCAUCCCCAUACGAGCGUGGCUUCUUCUACGACGACUCGUCUCUCGCCCUACCCUACAAGGAUCAGACGAUAUCUGAAGCGCUGCUGGCAGGACUUGGGUUUGCCCUGAUGGUUGCUACGAUUCUGAUAGUUGAGAUAAUCCGCGGUGUGAAAGGGAAAUCUGUUCGCGACAAGUACCUGUGUGGGUCCGAGAUACCAGGCUGGGUCUGGGAGAGUUACACAGCCAUUGGGGUGUUCACCUUCGGAGCGGCGUGCCAGCAGCUCAUUGUGACUGUCGCCAAGUAUGUCAUCGGAAGACUGAGGCCACACUUUUAUGAUUUGUGCGUGCCAGUUCCUACCUCAAUGGAACAAGUGGAGCGGGAUCUCGGCUACGUCCAGAACUUCACGUGCACGGGGCCACUAGCCAAUCACAACACGAUGUUGGACAUGCGGCUGUCCUUCCCCAGCGCACACUCCGGCUUCGCUAUGUACUGCGCCAUUUUCUUUAUUAUGUAUAUACAAGUAAAUGCUAAGUGGCGUGGGUCGAAGCUGAUGCGACACGUGGCUCAGUUCAUCAUAUUCCUGGCCGCCUGGUACGUCGGUCUCAGCAGGGUCACCGAUCAUAUGCAUCACUGGAGCGACGUGGCUGUCGGCUUCGCGGCCGGCGCUGCCUUCGCCAUAAUCACGUUUGUCUACAUCUACAAACCUAAGAAGUAUCUGGCGCGAGAUUCUUACGAGACGGAGCGAACCUCGCAACCAGAAUUCCUGCCACGACCAGUGUUGAUGAGGACCUAGACUUUGUAAGAAGCAACAGGGUAAGUUCGGACACAGGGUAUGUCCGGAUUACUCAAAUUUCGGUAACUUUUAUAGGUGGCAACAUAGCACGAAACGUCAUUUUGUUCUGCCCUUCGCCAAAGAGUAUGUAAAUACUACGUAAUAAGAGGCGGCCUAAGUAAAAAUUGAAAUUUAAUUUAGUAUGAAACGUGCAGAAUUUGACAUAAGUUUGGAAUAGUAGUAAUUACAGUAUUGCACUGUGGUAUUGCGAUUGGCCACGAAGUUUGAAAGCGAACAGUUGCUUAUAACCUAGUGGAUUACAGCCGUCAUCUGUCAAUCUAUCUACUGCACGUUUCAUACAAUUUUCUUAGAGAAUUUCGCUAGGCUGCCCUUCGUUUUUGUACCCUGUGUCUAUCGAUAUGUUGUGGUUGCUGGUUGUGUGUUGCUUGACACAAAAAUAGCUGAAUUAUCCGGAAUUACCCUGUAUGCGAACAUACCCUGAUGUACUAUAUUUAUUUUAGCUGUAAUGAAUAUCCUGUAAGUUGAACAAUAUAUAAUAUGACUAUUUAAUAAUACGGGUAAUAAAUCAAUGUUUUUAUAACAA
Messenger RNA from Leptidea sinapis, 1596 nucleotides. RefSeq names its product putative phosphatidate phosphatase. Gene Ontology annotation, molecular function: phosphatidate phosphatase activity. NCBI's taxonomy places the organism in Eukaryota, Metazoa, Arthropoda, Insecta, Lepidoptera, Pieridae. The transcript is spliced from 6 exons. Gene Ontology annotation, biological process: signal transduction; phospholipid metabolic process; phospholipid dephosphorylation. The record is from RefSeq and is a predicted model, not a curated record. The coding region runs from base 150 to 1013 and encodes 287 amino acids.